Messenger RNA from Pipistrellus kuhlii (Kuhl's pipistrelle), 1107 nucleotides. Its product is annotated as charged multivesicular body protein 1b-2. The coding region runs from base 133 to 732 and encodes 199 amino acids. Gene Ontology annotation, biological process: endosome transport via multivesicular body sorting pathway; late endosome to vacuole transport; protein transport. The transcript has 8 exons. Lineage: Eukaryota; Metazoa; Chordata; Mammalia; Chiroptera; Vespertilionidae. The record is from RefSeq and is a predicted model, not a curated record. Gene Ontology annotation, cellular component: multivesicular body; ESCRT III complex.
ACCGGAAGUGGGAGCUCCAGUCUGAAUGCCUGGCCCGCUGCCGCUGGGCUAGACCUGGAUGGAAUUCUGAGUCUUCUCGUCAAAUCCGUGCCGUCUCCCGGCCUGUCGUCUCCUAAGAAAAGUCGUGGGACCAUGUCGAACAUGGAGAAACACCUAUUUAACUUGAAGUUUGCUGCAAAAGAGCUUAAUAGAAAUGCCAAGAAAUGUGAUAAAGAAGAAAAGUCUGAAAAGGCGAAGAUUAAAAAGGCUAUUCAGAAAGGGAAUACUGAAGUUGCAAGAAUACAUGCUGAAAAUGCAAUCCGCCAGAAGAACCAAGCAAUUAAUUUCUUGAGAAUGAGUGCUAGGGUUGAUGCUGUGGCAGCCAGAGUUCAAACUGCAGUAACAAUGGGCAAGGUAACCAAGUCCAUGGCAGGUGUAGUUAAAUCUAUGGAUGCCACAUUGAGGAGUAUGAACCUUGAAAAGAUUUCUGCCCUGAUGGACAAAUUUGAACACCAAUUUGAAACUCUGGAUGUUCAAACACAACAAAUGGAAGACACAAUGAGUAGUACUACAACCCUAACAACACCACAAAGCCAAGUGGAUAUGCUGCUUCAAGAAAUGGCAGAUGAAGCUGGCCUUGAUCUCAAUAUGGAACUACCACAGGGUCAGACAGGAUCUGUUGGCACCAGUGUUGCUUCCAUGGAACAGGAUGAACUAUCACAGAGACUUGCUCGUCUGCGUGAUCAAGUGUAAUUUAAAGAACUGGUGCUUUUGUUUACUUCACCUACUUCUGAAAAACUUCAUGUUAUAUAUAUAGAAAAGUUGCACUCCAGUUACAUUAAGAGCACCAUAUGUUACAGAAUGCUUAAAUGUUAUUUAUAAUGCUUUCUUUUGCCAUGUUGUACUUUCUAAUACUUUUAAGAAAUUCCAGAGAGUUUCCACCUUGACAUAUUUUAUAGUUUUGUAUAUUAUAUUGUAAAAUGUGAGGGACUCUUUUAAGAUAACUUUGACCAAGCUAGCAUUAAUUUGUUGUAUAUGAAACAUUCUCCUUAAAAAUUGCAUAAAAAAUAUGGCAACAAAGUACUGCUGAUGAAAGUAUAGAAUAAAUAUUUUGUGUGUUUUUUUUAA